AUGGCUGACCAUCUUUUGCAUUACAACGACUCAGCUGGAGUCGGGAACCGAUUCGCCCGCAAAGGUGCUUUGCGGCAGAAAAACGUGCACGAAGUGAAAAACCACAAAUUUAUUGCGAGAUUUUUCAAGCAGCCGACGUUCUGCAGCCACUGCACAGACUUCAUAUGGGGAUUUGGGAAACAAGGAUUCCAAUGCCAAGUCUGCUGCUUUGUGGUCCACAAACGGUGCCAUGAGUUCGUCAGCUUCUCCUGCCCCGGAGCCGACAAGGGCCCCGACACAGACGACCCCAGAAGCAAGCACAAGUUCAAGAUUCACUCGUACGGCAGCCCCACCUUCUGCGACCACUGCGGUUCGCUGCUGUACGGCCUCAUCCACCAGGGCAUGAAGUGCGACACCUGCGACAUGAAUGUGCACAAGCAGUGUGUGGUCAACGUGCCGAGCCUGUGUGGAACCGACCACACGGAGCGCAGAGGUCGCCUCUUCCUGAAGAUCGAGGUCAGCGGCGACCGGCUACACGUCACAGUGGGCGAAGCGAGGAACCUGAUUCCAAUGGAUCCAAAUGGUUUAUCAGACCCGUAUGUUAAGCUCAAGCUCAUCCCAGACCCAAAGAACGAGACCAAACAGAAGACCAGGACCAUCCGUUCAUCUCUCAACCCCUGCUGGAACGAGUCCUUCACAUUUAAGCUGAAGGCAUCGGAUAAGGACCGCCGUCUGUCCAUCGAGAUCUGGGACUGGGACCGAACCACCCGCAACGACUUCAUGGGGUCCAUGUCGUUUGGAGUGUCUGAGCUCAUCAAGGCUCAGAACAACGGAUGGUACAAGCUGCUGAACCAGGAGGAGGGCGAGUACUACAACGUUCCCAUCGCCGAGGUGGACGACGUCAACCUGGAGCUCCGGCAGAAGUUCGAGGCCUGCCAGUUAAACAUCCACUAUCUGAAGAAAGCCAAGCUGGGUCACGGCAAGAAGGUGAUCACGCCGUCGGACCACCGGCGGUUCAGCCUGCCGUCGGGGAACAUGGACCGGGUCCGGCUCAGCGACUUCAACUUCCUGGCGCUGCUGGGGAAGGGCAGCUUCGGCAAGGUGAUGCUGGCGGAGAUGAAGUCCACGGAGGAGCUGUAUGCCAUCAAGAUCCUGAAGAAGGACGUCGUGAUCCAGGACGACGACGUCGAGUGUACGAUGGUGGAGAAGAGAGUCCUGGCCCAGAGAGACAAGCCGCCGUUCCUCACGCAGCUGCACUCCUGCUUCCAGACGGUGGAUCGCCUGUACUUUGUGAUGGAGUACAUCAACGGAGGAGACCUCAUGUAUCACAUCCAGCGCAUGGGCAAGUUCAAGGAGCCGCAGGCAGUGUUUUAUGCAGCAGAGAUUGCUGUUGGUUUGUUUUUCUUGCACCGAAAGGGAAUCAUCUACAGGGAUCUGAAGCUGGACAACGUGAUGCUGGACUCGGAGGGCCACAUCAAGAUCGCAGACUUCGGCAUGUGUAAGGAGAACAUGUACGAGGGGAUGAGCACGCGCACCUUCUGCGGCACCCCGGACUACAUCGCACCCGAGAUCAUAGCGUACCAGCCGUAUGGGAAGUCUGUGGACUGGUGGGCGUAUGGAGUGCUGCUGUAUGAGAUGCUGGCGGGACAGCCGCCGUUCGACGGAGAAGAUGAGGACGAGCUCUUCCAGUCCAUCAUGGAGCACAACGUGUCCUACCCCAAGUCCAUGUCCAAGGAGGCCGUGUCCAUCUGCAAAGGACUGAUGACCAAACACCCGUCGAAGCGCCUCGGCUGCGGCCCAGAAGGCGAGCGGGACAUCAGGGAGCAGGCCUUCUUCAGACGCAUCGACUGGGAGCGGCUGGCCAACAGAGAGAUCCAGCCGCCAUUCAAACCCAAAGUGUGCGGCAAAGGAGCAGAAAACUUCGACAAGUUCUUCACACGCACUCAGCCCGUCCUGACCCCUCCGGACCAGCUGGUCAUCGCCAACAUCGACCAGAGCGAGUUCGCCGGCUUCUCCUACAUCAACCCUCAGUUCAGCCAUCCGUCCCUGCACAGCGUGGUAUGAGGGGAGGCGGGGAGCUGGAAGAACGCAUGACUGUCACCGAAUACAGGUUCCCUCCGAUCUCCACCAAAUAUCCCGCCGCCAGCAGACCUCUGCAGUGUUCU
Molecule: messenger RNA, 2144 nt
Organism: Stegastes partitus (bicolor damselfish)
Lineage: Eukaryota; Metazoa; Chordata; Actinopteri; Pomacentridae
Gene: prkcab
Product: protein kinase C, alpha, b
Exons: 18
Coding region: 1-2043 (680 amino acids)
Biological process (GO): protein phosphorylation
Molecular function (GO): diacylglycerol-dependent serine/threonine kinase activity; ATP binding; zinc ion binding
Source: RefSeq, a predicted model, not a curated record